Triticum aestivum (bread wheat) is the source of this 1514-nucleotide messenger RNA. RefSeq lists its product as uncharacterized. The transcript has 3 exons. The record is from RefSeq and is a predicted model, not a curated record. NCBI's taxonomy places the organism in Eukaryota, Viridiplantae, Streptophyta, Magnoliopsida, Poales, Poaceae. Bases 8 to 1411 code for a protein of 467 amino acids.
AAAAUUAAUGCUAAUCGAUCCUGUGUGCGGCGGCCGGACGCAUCGCGAAGCAACCAAGAAAAUCCCCACCCGUGUGACUUUCUCUUCCUCCACGCCUGGGCCUCAUCCUUCUCCCUCCCUGCCGCCUUGGAGCUCCGGCGCCCCGCACUCCGUCUUGCCGGCCGGCGGCGGCUCUGGCAGGCGGCGCAAAGCCACCAGAUUCAUGGCCAAGUCCGGUGCCCGUAAGGACGCCGCGCAAGUCCGGCCAUCGGCCACCUCGCCGCCGCCGCAGCACUCCCCCGGCGCCACAGCAAGCUCGUUCGCCAGCCGCUCUCCACAGCUUCUCUUCUACCCCGGCGCCCCGACAAGAUCCUCGGCCAGCCCCUCGACACCGCCACACCUGUACCCGCCUCUCAUGGAAUCCUCCUCAGCCAACCCUACAUGGAGGCCGAUGUAUACCUCUGCACCUGAAGGCCUGCUAAGUUUUGGACAAUUACCGCCCAUGAAUCCUUACAAUUUUCAACCUCAGCCAAUGCACCAUCAUGAACAAGGAUACCAAAAUAUGGAGAAUUUGCACUUUGUUGGUGCUUCCCCACAUGAUCCCUUUUCAACACCACCGCCACCACCGCACUCUAAUGUUUCAUCUCAGUCUGCUCCCACCAAAGUUGAUUCAAAGAAAAAGAAAAGGAAGGUCAAGAGUGUAGAUGCCGACGAAUCGGGAGCAAGGACCGCAUAUCGUCUGCCCUAUACACCCGAGGAACAUGAGAGACUGGCAGGUGCUUGGCUGGAGUGUUCACUCAAUCCCAUUGAUGGGAACGGAAAGAAGUCUGAGCAGUUUUGGGAUGACAUUGCUGCUCUAUACAAUACUGCCACACCAAGUAACCGCAAAAGAGAUCGGAAUCAGCUCAAGACGGAAUGGCAAAGGACCAAGAAAAGGCUCGCCGCUUUCCACGGUGAGUGGAUUGCCGUUAUGGGAGUGUAUCAUAGUGGUCACAAUAGUCAUGACCUGCAAAAAAUGGCGUUGGAGAAGUAUGAACGGAACUAUCACCAGCCUUUCCAACAUUUAACUAUGUGGGAAAAAAUCAAGGAUGAUUCAAAAUGGCUAGCCUCUUAUAAAAACAUGAUGGCAAAAAAAGGAAACAUGACAGAGACCGAUCUCCCAUCAAAUAUGAUCAACUUGGAGGCCGAAGAGCGCCCAAAAGCUGGUCGUGAUAAGGCUAAGGCUGAACGUGCUGGUAAAGGAAAGUCGGGAGGGAUCUCGCAAGAGCUUGGAGAAAGGCUAGACAAGUUCAUCGAGGUUAACAAUCAAUCGAAGGAGGAGCGCCAAAAGGUGAUAGACAGCCAGGUUCUUUUAUCAAAUCAACAGCUUGAAACCGCAAAGAUCAACAGCUUGAAGCAUAUUAGAAAUUGGCUCGGUCAGUUUGUUGUGUAAACCUGAUGGAUCGUUUAUCACUUUUGUUGUCCGGUCAGUUUAUUGUGUGCACCGAUCAGCUACUCUAAAAUUGAUGUGAACGUGAUGGUUUGCUGUUAGCUUU